Messenger RNA from Arctia plantaginis, 711 nucleotides. NCBI's taxonomy places the organism in Eukaryota, Metazoa, Arthropoda, Insecta, Lepidoptera, Erebidae. The record is from the annotation of a GenBank genome assembly.
AUGGCGCUGACAAAUAAAUAUAAUGCUGUCUCAGAAACUGGCGUUAGGACUGAAAAGCAGUUGCAUGCCUUAUAUGAUAAUAUAAAGAAAAAAGCGAGAAAAAAUUUGAGCGAUGACAAGUCCGAGAUGUACAAAACAGGAGGUGGAACAUUUUGCCCCAAGACAACCAUAGUUGAUGAGAAAAUUGUGGCUUUAUUAACUCCUCAAUUUAAACCAUUACCAAAUGAAUUAGACUCAUCAGCACCUUAUUACAACUUAGAUAUUGAAACACAAGUAGUAAGUGAAGAUGCACAAGUUGGUACUCCUCAAGAUAUAUUUGUAGUAUUGGAUGCAAAAGAAGAUUCGGUGUGUGACAUCCAAUCAACAUCUAAAGAAGUUGAAUGUCGCAAAAGACCAAUUUUACCAGUUGGGAAUGUCUUUCAGGACGUUGAAAGCACACCAAAAUUAAAAAAAAAAUGGUUAACUGAAACAAAAAAAAGAAAUAUAAAUAAUCUCAGUGCUUCAAUAAUUAAAAGGAAAAAUCUAAAACAAAUGAAUGAAGAUGCCAUAACAACUGAAAGGUUGAAAAUAUUGGAAAUUCAACGGCAACAAGAACUUAUAAAAUUAGAAAAAACUAAAAUUUUACUAGAUAUUGAUAUUGAGUUAAAGAGAACUCUUUUAGAAAAUGCAAAAAUGGACCUGGAAUAUAAAGAGAAGAAUUUUAGUUUAUGA